Molecule: messenger RNA, 931 nt
Organism: Xiphophorus hellerii (green swordtail)
Lineage: Eukaryota; Metazoa; Chordata; Actinopteri; Cyprinodontiformes; Poeciliidae
Gene: med20
Product: mediator complex subunit 20
Exons: 4
Coding region: 87-722 (211 amino acids)
Biological process (GO): regulation of transcription by RNA polymerase II
Cellular component (GO): mediator complex
Molecular function (GO): transcription coactivator activity
Source: RefSeq, a predicted model, not a curated record
AGCUACAUAAUAAUUAUUGACUCGUUAAUGACCCGGAAGUACUCGAAGCAAAACGACAAGGCAGGAGGAGAGAACGAAAAAUAUCAAUGGGAGUAACUUGUGUGUGUCCGGUUCCUGUGGCGGAGGGAAAGAGUGUGCAGCAGACAGUGGACAUCCUGCAUAAGAAACUGGAGCAGCUGGGUGCUGUGAAGCAGGGCAGCUUCUGUGUGGACUGUGAGACUUACCAGUCUACAGGAAAUCCAGGCGGUCAGCCCUCCAAACUCUUAUAUGUGAUGCACAACUCUGAAGUUCCCCUGAGCUGCAUGGCUCUGUUUGAGGGAGGACCCUGCCUGACAGCAGACGCAAAUUUUGACGUCCUUAUGGUGAAGCUGAAAAGUCAUUUCCAGAACGCCAAGGGACACAAAGUGGAGUGCCGUGGCUCGAGAUAUCGCUACUGUGACUUCUUGAUCAAAGUCGGCACUGUCACAAUGAGCUCCAGCGCCAGGGGGAUAUCUGUGGAGGUAGAAUAUUGUCCCUGUGUGGUCCCAGGGGACUGCUGGAACCUCAUGAGGGAGUUCAUGCAAUCCUUUCUUGGCAACAAUGUUCCAGAACUUCCAACCGUGUUUGCUGCCAAACCUGAGGGUCUCUUCGCUCCAGCGGACUGUGUUGACACCAUGACUCAGUACCUGGAGCUGUUCAACAAACUUCGUAAAUUACAGAUCCCUGCAAGCAACGUGCGUUGAGUCUGCAACAUAGUGUUUUUUUUUUAUUACUGUGUUCACAUGUUUGUUCUGGUCCCAUGGAUCAGUCUGACAGCUUAAGAGUUGUUGCAAGCCUGCUGUUCAUUUAGCUGUAGCUUCAACUUUGCAUUAAUCUCCCUAACUUGUUGAAAGCCUUUUGUAAUAAAAUAAAAUAAAAAAAACACUUAAUAUUAAAAAGUAUCUAGAGUCUA